CUCAUGGCGGAUUCUGCAAAAGAAACUUCACUUUCUCAUCGACCCAAUAGAAAAUUUGAUGCUAAAAUGAAAAUUUAAUCCAUUUUCUUUGACAAUUGAAAUCUCCAUUGAAUGCUGUUCAUGGGUUUCUGCCUUUUUUUUUUAAAAAAAAAAAAUCAGUUUCAAAAUUUUGGCUUCUUCUAUCCAUUUAUGAAUUGUUGACCCUAAAUCAAUUAAAAAACUGAAGCCCAUUUCUUUGUUGAUGUUCCAUGUUGGUGUUGGUAUAGAAGAAGGAGACAAGGGAGAUGUGUGCACGGACAAAAUCCAAGAGUUGUCGGACCUUGGAUCAUUGCUGAUAUCUUCAUUGUAAGAUUCCAUUUCAUGUCUAAAUCAAGAGAUUGUUUCCUUUUACUUUGUGUAUCCCCUGUUUGUCUGUUACUUGAUCUUUGUUGAUUGUUUAUUUAUUACUGAUGGCAUGUUCCUUUUAGUCCUCGUUUGUGAAUUUGGUUCAUUGUUGAUGAAAUUCUUUGACGAUGAUGUAAGCUUGAUUUUACAAUUCAAACAAUGUUCCUUCUUUUUGUACCGUUUUUUGUUUAGUAUCCAAAUGGCAAAAUUCAAGAGUUGUUGGACCUUGGAAAUCGUUGCUGAUAUCUUCAUUGUAAGAUUCCUUUUCAUUUCUAAAUCAAAAGAUUAUUUCAUUUUACUAUUGGGUACCUUCUGUUUGUCUGUUACCUGAUCUUUGUUGAUGUUUAGUUAUUACUGAUGGCAUGUUCCUUUUAUUCCUUGUUAAUGGUUUUGAUCGAUUGAUUGUUGAUAAGGAUGAGGUGAGUUUGAUUUUAUAAUUCCAAGAAUGUUGUUUCUUUUGGUUCAAUCUUUUGUUUGGCCCAAAAUGGUGAAUUCUUCAUUGAAAAAGGAUUUUAUCCAAUGGCAAUGUCCCUGUAAUAUAUUAUUAGGUGUGAG
Molecule: messenger RNA, 939 nt
Organism: Rubroshorea leprosula
Lineage: Eukaryota; Viridiplantae; Streptophyta; Magnoliopsida; Malvales; Dipterocarpaceae
Source: the annotation of a GenBank genome assembly